ACGCGGUAGGGGAUGCCCAGCUCCACUGCGAUGGCAGUUGGCGCGCUGUCCAGUUCCCUCCUGGUCACCUGCUGCCUGAUGGUGGCUCUGUGCAGCCCGAGCAUCCCGCUGGAGAAGCUGGCCCAGGCGCCGGAGCAGCCCGGCCAGGAGAAGCGCGAGCACGCGUCUCGGGACGGCCCGGGGCGGGUGAGCGAGCUCGGGCGCCCUGCGAGGGACGAGGGCGGCGGCGGCCGGGACUGGAAGGGCAAAGGCGGCCGCGGGCUGACCAGCCGGGAGGCGUGGAGCAGGCAGAAGCAGGCCUGGCCCGCCCAGGGCGGGGGCGCCAAGGCCGGGGACCUGCAGGUGCGGCCUCGAGGGGACACCCCCCACGAAGAGCCCCCGGCCGCCUCCGCCCAGGACGCCGCGGGCUCGGACCCGGGGCCCACGCUGGAGCCGCCGGAGGAGUACGCGUACCCGGACUACCGCGGCAAGGGCUGCGUAGACGAGAGCGGCUUCGUGUACGCGAUCGGAGAGAAGUUCGCGCCCGGCCCCUCGGCCUGCCCGUGCCUGUGCACCGAGGAGGGGCCGCUGUGCGCUCAGCCCGAGUGCCCGCGACUGCACCCGCGCUGCAUCCACGUCGACACGAGCCAGUGCUGCCCGCAGUGCAAGGAGAGGAAGAACUACUGCGAGUUCCGGGGCAAGACCUACCAGACUCUGGAGGAGUUCGUGGUGUCGCCGUGUGAGCGGUGCCGCUGCGAGGCCAGCGGGGAAGUGCUGUGCGCGGUGUCCGCGUGUCCGCAGACGGAGUGUGUGGACCCGGUGUACGAGCCCGACCAGUGCUGCCCCAUCUGCAAAAACGGCCCCAACUGCUUUGCCGAGACGGCUGUCAUCCCAGCUGGAAGAGAGGUGAAAACAGACGAAUGCACCAUCUGUCACUGUACCUACGAGGAGGGGACGUGGAGGGUCGAGCGACAGGCCAUGUGCACGAGACACGAGUGCAGGCAAAUGUAGGGACUGGGCCCCCAGACCCGGGCGCUUCCCAGAAUCCCUUCCUGGCCUGGGCCAUCGGGGUGACCCUGGACAUACCCCACGCAAGGGGGAGACUCGCGAUGAGGAGUCACGGCGGAUUUGGGGCACUUCUGCUUUUCUUGGGAACAGUGACUGCAAGAGAAGGAAAUGGAUCUAUUUCAAAACAUCCACACGGACCUUGGGCGUAAAAUCCGUCUCUAAAUAAAUGUGCUAUUUUCACAGUGA
This is a messenger RNA of Phacochoerus africanus (Common warthog), 1233 nucleotides long. It is a transcript of the gene VWC2, whose product is annotated as von Willebrand factor C domain containing 2. The transcript has 3 exons. Bases 13 to 990 code for a protein of 325 amino acids. Lineage: Eukaryota; Metazoa; Chordata; Mammalia; Artiodactyla; Suidae. Gene Ontology annotation, cellular component: AMPA glutamate receptor complex. The record is from RefSeq and is a predicted model, not a curated record. Gene Ontology annotation, molecular function: protein binding. Gene Ontology annotation, biological process: negative regulation of BMP signaling pathway.